This is a messenger RNA of Menidia menidia (Atlantic silverside), 1601 nucleotides long. The record is from the annotation of a GenBank genome assembly. NCBI's taxonomy places the organism in Eukaryota, Metazoa, Chordata, Actinopteri, Atheriniformes, Atherinopsidae.
AAAUAAAUAAAACUAACUCAGUGUUUUAAGUUUAAAAUGAAAGGUUCUCCGGAAAUACUUUAUUUCGACUGAUAAAACGGAAGUAGCUGUCGCUAGCUUUGAUGCUAGCUCGAUAGCGAUGUUGCUUCCCUUUGUCAGUGGAUUGACUUCCGUUUUUGUGUUGGGUCCAGAGGUUUCUGGAAUUUACUGACGGUUCAGAUUCAGAGCUAUUACUAUCACUGAUAAACAGUAGACAUACAGUGGCGUGUUCCCACGGGGGAUCGUGAAAUAUCCUGCUUUCAGCCUCAACUGAGAGUGGAUCUGUUACUUUGUCUCAUCGACUGUUUACCUUGUUAGCUGGCUAGCAUCAGCCAGCUGAGUUAAAUCUUCCAGCAUGUUUCGCUACUUGACUGACGGCGAUGACGACCCCUACAUGAUCUUACCUUCACCUAUGGAUCCAUUUGCAGCUCACAGGCAACAGAUGAGGAGUAUGUUUGGGCCAUUUGGCAUGGACCCGUUUUCUCUUGCUCCCCAGAUUCAGCCACAUCGGGCGCCACGCAGACAGGCUGGCCCACUUGCUCCAUUUGGCAUGAUGGGAAUGGGUGGAGGGUUCAUGGAUAUGUUUGGCAUGAUGGGAGAAAUGAUGGAAAACAUGGAAAGAAUGUCCGGCUCGCCAAACUGUCAGACCUUUUCCUCCUCAACAGUCAUCUCUUAUUCGUCUUCGGAUGUCGGGGUUCCAAAAGUUUAUCAGCAGACCAGUGCAACAAGAACAGGCCCUGGAGGGAUCCGUGAGACCCGUCAGUCUCUGAGGGACAGCGAGAGCGGCUUGGAGCGUCUGGCCAUCGGCCAUCACAUUGGGGAACGUGGACACAUAAUAGAACGUUCGCGAAAUCGUCGCACGGGGGACCGCGAGGAACGGCAAGACUUCAUCAACCUCGAAGAGAGUGAAGCCCCAGCGUUUGAUGAAGAGUGGAGGAGGGAAGCAGUAAGAUAUGUGCCCCCCAGUGCCCGUGGGAUUGAGUACGGUCAAGACCGACGAGCAGGUGGACAGCAGCUGGCUCUCACUGCCCCUCCCAGCUCAACGCCCCCCCCUCAUCGACACGAGUCGCCCCGACACCGCCAGCCCCAAACUCGUCCACGUUACGACUGGCGUCUCCUCUGUGGCGAGCGGAUGGAAGGAGUGGAACGCGCACCUCCCCGAUGCUGUGAAACACGCUGAAGACGGAAGUUGAUUGACACAGCUGCCCGUCAUAAAUGUUUGAUAUGACUGGACUGUCUAAACAUAAGGAACAUAUUAUACACACACAUGCACAACGAAGCAUCACAUACUUGAUAGUUGCAUCUACAGUCAACCUCUUUAAUGUUACACAAAUAUACAGACACCCUUGUGUAAACAUGGGGGUAAAUACACUCACUUUAUAUAUAUAUAAAUAUAUAUAUAAUGUACACUCAUUCUGCAAUCUUGACAUGUGUUUUUGCCCGCUGCAGUAUACAGUACUUCAACUGUACAGUCCAUUUUAUGUUUGUGAGGACACUAGUGUGUCGGUGAAUUGAAUUGUAUACUGGUAACUAAUUAAUCUAACUGAAUAAAAGUUCAUUAAACAUUGUUAGAUAAUUGAAAA